Messenger RNA from Coccomyxa subellipsoidea C-169, 762 nucleotides. Its product is annotated as CRAL/TRIO domain-containing protein. The transcript has 5 exons. Bases 1 to 762 code for a protein of 253 amino acids. The record is from RefSeq and is a predicted model, not a curated record. NCBI's taxonomy places the organism in Eukaryota, Viridiplantae, Chlorophyta, Trebouxiophyceae, Coccomyxaceae.
AUGGGGAAUAUCACCAGCCAAGGAGAUAACUACUUCCUGCGGCGGUUCCUGCGUGCGCGUCAGCAUGACCUCAAGCGCGCCAAGGAGAUGUACGCUGCCAGCAUGAAAUGGCGCGCUGAGUUUGGCGUGGACACCAUCCUGGACGACUUCCACUUCCAGGAGCGCGAUGCCUUCAUCUCACUCUACCCGCAGGGCUAUCACAAGACGGACAAAUUUGGGCGGCCGAUUUACAUCCAGCAUCUGGGGGCAAUAAACUACAAGAAGCUGGAGGCGGUGACGACUGAGGAGCGCAUGAUCAAGUUCCACGUGCAGGAGUACGAGCGCUGCGCUCGCGUCAUCAUGCCUGCCUGCAGCCUCGUCGCAGGCCACCACAUUGACCAGACAUUCGCCAUCAUCGAUGUCAAGGGCGUGGGCCUGAAGCACCUGACAGGGGAGGUGAAGAGGAUGCUGAGCCGGAUUAUGUCCAUAGACCAGAACAACUACCCGGAGAUGCUGGGCCACACAUGCAUCAUCAAUGCCCCCAGCAUCUUCAAGUUCGUCUGGCAGGCUAUCCGCUCCUUCAUCGACCCCAAGACCCAGGAGAAAGUUGAGGUGUGCCCAAGGGACUUUGUGCCGGCUCUGCUGAAGUGGGUUGACGCAGAGAGCCUGCCAGAGUACCUGGGAGGCACUUCAAAGGCAACUCUGCUGGAUGAUGCCGGCCCCUGGCAGGACCCCAAAAUCCUGGCUCAGGUGACAUGCCCUGCCAUGCUCAGCGCACACUAA